AUGCGUCGCAUUCGUUACGAUCUUAAUAGGCCAGCAUGCGACCGUUGCACGUCUACAGGUCGAACUUGCGAGGGUUUCCCAAUAGACGCUACUCCCGACCGUAGCAGGACCUAUGGUAGACCAGUCGCCGUGGCGCCGCUCAGUCUGCUAGCUCCACGUGCAUACCCUGACGUGCACAAGGCUGAUCUGCGCCGGCUGCAGUACUUUCAACAGGUGACGGCUGGGCAGCUUGGCGGCUAUCUGCAGGACGACAUGUGGACCCAGCUGUUGCUACAACUAGCUUUGACUUCAGACCCAAUCAGACACAUUGCUGUUGCCUUGGGUACACUUCAUGAGACGUCUACUUUCAAAACUACCAAUGCCGAACCUAUCCGGCCGUAUGCUCUUGCCAUACAGCGCCUGCAGUCUCACCUUCAGACCGACGGAUGGCAGCAGCUCGAGGUGACGUUGGUAGCUUGCAUCCUUUGCAUCGGCUUCGAGUGGCUUCGAGGUAAUGCUGAAGGGGCACUCGCGCACCUCCGGUCUGGGCUUGCACUCAUUGAGCAGUGGCGGACAUCGACGUUGCAUAUACAGCGUGGAGUUGACUCCCGAAACCCCCGUGGCCACCGCAUCGAAGUCAAGAUUCUACCACUCUUCGGUCGCCUAGUCAUUCAAGCUGCCACGCUUUACAACUUCGACACAAUACCUUGGCCACGGAUGCCGGCUGAAAGUGUUAACAUUGGUCGAUUCACCAGUAUCGAACAUGCGAGGGAUAGCUUUAUGAAUCUAUUAGGCGGAAUUCUUGUCGACACGAACAGACGGGAGCUACUGAGACAGUACACUCCCGCCGCUGACCAGGAGCACAAGCAUCAGAGGGAGCUAUUCGACAGCUGGAAACUUCAUUUUGACGUGCUGGCUGCAGAAAAACGUUACUCAGACAAAGAUGCAGGGCUCUCACCUUCGCCUCAUCUCAUCGAAGCCAUUUGGGCAUCUUCAAGCAUUAUGCUUGCAGGCCUUCGUCCGGACCCUCAGGGUGCGAGGAAACAUUCCGAGGAUUCAGAGUUAGGCUUCAGUCGUACUGUGGACCUCUGCAAAACUGUUUUAAAGCACAACUCGGUGCACUUCACCUUCGACCUCGGCGUCGUAUCGCCGCUCUACUACACCGCCGUCAACUGCGGCGACGCCAGAACUCGUCAGCGAGCUGCAGACCUACUCGAGAUGCACCACACACGAGAAGGAUUCUGGACCAGCGAGGACGCCCUUAGGCGCGCAAGGCUUGAGAACCAUCUGCUCAGACCUACCGGGCCGAGACAGCUCAAGGUUGAGCCCCUGGCUGUCAAGACGAAGACCGGCCUACCUGUGCAUAUUUGCAGCUCGCAUGGAGGCGGCAUCGACUACUGCGAUGUGUGCUUCGUACGUGGUAAACAAAGACAUUCGACUGUUGCUCUCGAUGAGACAGACUUCUUGGCUGUCAAGACGAAGACCGAACCUCCUGUACAUAUUUGCAGAUCACACGGAGGCGAAAUUGACUACUGCAGUACAAUGUGUGCAUUUUGUGUGGUGAACGAAGACUUUCGAAUGUUGCUGUCAACGGGACAAGGCCAGUGCAGACUUUUGGAAGAAAUAUAA
Cyphellophora attinorum is the source of this 1608-nucleotide messenger RNA. RefSeq lists its product as uncharacterized. The record is from RefSeq and is a predicted model, not a curated record. Bases 1 to 1608 code for a protein of 535 amino acids. NCBI's taxonomy places the organism in Eukaryota, Fungi, Ascomycota, Eurotiomycetes, Chaetothyriales, Cyphellophoraceae. The transcript has a single exon.